CUGAGUAAUCAAUAUGGCCUCCAGGUCUACGCGGGGCACGAUAGCGUAGUGUAGAUAUUUCUCCGAAAAUCUUUAGAACAAAUAGUUUCUGUGAUAAUGUAAUUAGUCAAGCUAUUGAAAAGUGUAUGGAGAGAUAUUUUCAUGGUGUUUAUAAUAAUAUCAGUGAUAGUAUUCAGUCAGAAAGAGAUUUAGAAGGCAUUCUAUUGCCGUUCUAUCUAGUUGCACUUUGCGGAAGACAUCGUCAACGUUGCAGUACGAUUCGGCAGUCGUUCAGCGUUUAGCGAUUAAUUUAUUGGCCAUCGAAUUUUAUGAUGAGGUGGCGUUUUAAGUGCAAGGAUUCAUAGUUUCCAGUUAAUAUCUAUUACUAUGUCGGAGAAUAAGAGCAAGGAAGAUGCCACGAUGGAGGGUUGUCAAGAAGGGGGCGAAGAGGAUGAUAUGACUGCCGAGAGGGUCGAAGAUAAGGUCAGUAUUCAACAGAUCCUCGAGGGUAUGACGAAUGAAUUUAACAAAAAUGUGAGUCCCGUAAAAAGUACAGAAAUUAACCGGUCAGAGAAGUCAGAUAACAAGGAGAUCGAAAAACCGGUGAUGCCACUUGACGAAAUGCCACCAGAUGAGAAAGAAAUUGCUGGAGAAAAGGAUGAAGAAGAUGUUCCAAUGAAACAGAAUGCCGCGGAAUCAACGUCGACGGAUGAAAAUCAUAAAGAAGAUGAAAAUACUGGGAAACAGGAAACUCUGAAGAAGGAUAACGGAAUUCCGCGUAUUGUCCUUACAUUCAGGACAAUUGACGAAAAUACCGAUCACGGUAAAAAAACCAAGAUAUCAAGUUGCUCUUCCAAUCUUACUUUAGUUCCUGAUGAAUUAGCAAAUUGUGAUCAAAUUGGUGGUGUUUCUGUCAAAAUUGAAAAUUCAGAUGAAAAUUCUGACACUGUUGAAAAAUCAGAUUCAGAAGAAGGUAGAACGGAAGAACCGGUCAAACAAUCUAAAAACAGAGAACCAGAAGGAAAUAUAGAGGAAUCAAAAUCGCUAAAGGAAGAUACCAGUGUAAUAACAGAAAAUAAAAAUACUAUUCUUAAUGAAAAAACAAAGACUGAUGAACCAGAUACUUCAACAGAACCUGUGGAAAAAGAGGAUCAAGCAAACAGUACAGUCCCAGUUACUAGGAAAAGAAGAACAGGACGACCUAGAUUAAGAGCACUUAGUGAUCAAACUGAAGAACCUCCAGGUCCUAAACGUUCAGCUCGACGAUUAUGUAAAGAAACAUUGAAGAGUACUGUGUUAGAAAGUGCAAUGGCAAGAAAGGAAAAGUCUAAUUAUACAGAAGAAAAUUUACAAUUUAAAAAACAAAGGAAAUAUAACAAACCAGGCAGACCUAAGAAGAUGAUACAAGGAAAAGAUCAAAAUAAACAGUUGCAAGCUAAACCGCCUGACAUACGCCAGGAAAUAGAGUCUUCUAUUUCAGAUGGAAGUAUCACUAUUUCUGAGGUAAACUCAACGUUAGAAUAUUCUAGAAAUUCUUCUACCAUAUCAGAAAAUAUUGUAAAUGAAACAGUGCUGGAUGAGUCACAAAAUUUUUCAUCCGAUUUCGAUGGUAUGCCGAAAUUAUCUCCUAUGAUAAAAAGCUCAGACUCACAAGCAAAGUUAGGGAACUCAAUUGGCAAUUCCACAAAUGAUGACAUAUCUUUAGCAGAUAUUGAAAAGCCAUUUUUAAAGCCAGCUGCUGGUAGGCCCAAACGAGAAAGGGGGAGGCCUAGAGGAAGUCAAGCUGCGAGGAAAAUAGCUAAAGUAGAUUCGUUUGAAGACGGAUCUGUAUCAGUUGCAGAAACAGGCAAACACAACGAUUAUCCUGAAGGUAAUAUUUCAAAAUUUCUUGAUACGCGUAAUUAUCAUAAAAGAAGUGAUUUUGUUAAUUUGUAUAUAACUCUAGAAGGCAUAGUACCUGCUAAAAGAACAAGGAGAAGUAUGGUUCCAAGUCCAAGUCCUGCAGAAGGACAAGCUGCGAAGCCAGAAUCAACAGCGAUUAUAAGUGAAACAUAUGGUCAAUCAAUGUUAUGUUUAUGUCAAGUAAGGUCUCAACUGUAUGUGACAAUCACUGGUUCUGGAGCACCAUUAUAUUGUACUGCGAUAGAUUCGAUUGAUAAUAGAUUGGUAGGUUGUUGUAAUGAAGUUGAUAGCAAUGAUGUAGCGAUGAGAAGGCCGAGUACACGUGUUCCUUUUAUCAUUUUAUGUCGAGUGCACAAAGAAAGACUUUUAAGACAUAAUUGUUGUCCUUCUUGUGGGCUGUUUUGUUCACAAGGAAGGUUUGUACAAUGCAUUAAUGGUCAUCAAUAUCAUCGCGAAUGUGAAAUUUAUCCAAAUAAAAAGGGUGUUUGUCCUCAUUGUGGAAAUGAAACUACAGCAUAUGAUGUAAUGGUGACCAUGAGUGGCUUAAGAAAACCUGUAUUCAUUCCGACCCGAAAGAAGUUCUCAAAACUGCCUUCUGCAAAAAUGAGUUUACCAGGGAAAGGUGAUAACACAAAGUUGGCAGAGCGUCCUCCUAGUCCUCUAAUUCAAGCAGAUAUUAUUAAGAUACCUGAGCCAUCUGUUAAUACCGAGAGGCCAGAACGUUAUACUAUCAUGAGCCUUUACACAUCCGUAAAGAAUGGAGAUUUGGAAAAAUUAGUUAACGUUUUAGCAUGUGGAUACAAUGCAAAUCAUACAUUCCGAGAUUAUGCUCAUCGGACUGGUCUUCACAUAGCCGCGGAUAAAGGUCACUUGUCUUGUGUACAUGUUUUGGUACAAGCUGGCGCUCAAUUAGACGUGAUGGAUAGAAAUCAGUUGACACCUUUGAUGUUAGCCGCUAGUAAGGGUAAAGCUGAUGUGGUAAAAUAUUUAAUAAGGAUAGGUGCUGAUGUUACAUUGAAAGGAGAAGAUGGUAUGACUGCUUUACACAUGGCUGCUAAAUCUGGUCAUUUAGAAGUUUGUAGAAUAAUUUUGACAGAAUGCAAAGCACCAAGAACAUUAGUAGAUUCAGUGGAUGAUGGUGGAUGGACUAGUUUAAUUUGGGCUUGUGAGUUUUGUCAUACCGAUGUCGCGCGAUUCUUGUUGGAUAAGAAGUGCGAUCCUUUAAUUCGAGAUGCAGAACAAAAUAUAGCGUUACAUUGGAGUGCUUUUAGCGGAAGUUCAGAAAUUACAGAAAUGCUACUUAAUGAAGGGUGUGACGUGAACGCUGUCAAUGUUCAUGGGGACACACCUUUACAUAUAGCUGCAAGACAAGAUCAGUAUGCAGUUAGUGUUCUUUUAUUAGCUCGUGGUGCUAAAAUAGGAGAAGUUAAUGCUGCAGGGGAAACUGCAGUAAAUUGCUGUACAAAUGAUGGUGAUACUAUGUCUGCUUUAAGAUUGAAUGCCAAAGUCAAUGAACUUUCUGAACAUAUGUGGGAAAAAACAAUCAAAAUAUUAACCAAUGAUAUUUCACGUGGUAAAGAAACGAAUCCGAUACAAUGUGUCAAUGGAUACGAUUCCGAAGAUAAGCCAACAGAUUUUCUCUACGUGACUGAAAAUUGCUUUACUAGCAAUAUAAAUGUUGAUCGUACGAUAACGUCCUUACAAUCUUGUCGAUGCGAAGAUAAUUGUAGUUCAGAGAAAUGUUUAUGUGGGAAUAUAAGUUUAAGAUGUUGGUAUGACGAGGAAGGAAAAUUGAUUCCUGAAUUUAAUUAUGCAGAUCCUCCAAUGUUGUUUGAGUGCAAUCCAGCGUGUGAUUGUAAUCGCAUAACUUGCAAUAACCGCGUUGUUCAGCAUGGAUUAACGCAAAGGUUUCAAUUAUUUCGAACGAAAGGUAAAGGAUGGGGACUUAGAACGCUACGGCACAUUCCGAAAGGUUCCUAUGUAUGUGAAUAUGUGGGCGAGAUUAUUUCAGAUUCUGAAGCAGAUCAUCGAGAAGACGAUUCUUAUUUAUUCGAUUUAGAUAAUAGAGAUGGAGAAACAUAUUGUAUCGAUGCAAGACGGUAUGGAAAUAUUGCUCGCUUUAUAAAUCAUUCUUGCGCACCCAAUCUCUUGCCAGUGCGAGUAUUUGUUGAGCAUCAGGAUUUGCAUUUUCCUAGGAUAGCAUUUUUUGCGAAUCGCGACAUCGAGGCUGAUGAAGAGCUCGGCUUCGAUUAUGGAGAGAAAUUCUGGAUAAUAAAAUGCAAGUCAUUCACAUGUACCUGUGGAGCCGAAAACUGCCGAUAUUCCGAGAAGACUAUACAAGUUACUUUGGACAACUACCGCAGAAAAAUACAGCAAGAAGAAAUGCUGGCAGCUCAAUCAUCGUAAUCCUAAAGCAAUUUAGCAAAUUCUGUACACUUAUUUUAAUUAUUAGUUUAAUGUUUUUCCUUCUUAUUACUCGGAGUUUUAAACAGAGAAUCUCAAAGUUUUUUAACUUGUUUAAAACAAUCUUCGUACUAUUUAAUCUGAGAAAUUGAGUACAAAUGGUGAUGGGAUCUUCGUCGGAAGAAUAACUAAAAUCACGUUAUCUUGCUAUUCGAGCUAAGAAGGAACUACGUUUUUCUUAUUCCAGUUCGUCAAAAUCGAACAUAUGUCCAUAUUAAUUUACUCAACUUGACCAUAUUUUUCCUAUUUCUGCCGAUUAUCUCGUGAGAAUAUGUCUCGGGAGAUGUGCCACCUUACGAUUCUUUCCUCUUUUAAAUGAAGUAAUAUGCAUAAUAUAUGUUGUUACAUAGAUUUCGUACAUAAUGCACGAAUUAUAACGGAAUGUGUGUUUGUAAUUGCUAUAACUUUGCGAAUGAUGUGCGUGAUUAGGAUAAAGUAAAUCGCUGAUUGAUGUAUGUUAUGGAUGCAGUGCAUUCGAAGUUCGUAACAACUGUCAUGUUAUGAUUAAAGUUACGAGUUCGAUACUUGCUUAUUCAGUUUUAUAGAAUGAUUGUUUAUAAAUGUUCGUUACAUUACGAACAGCUUAGAACAUAAGUACACCUUUUUGUACAAAUUAUUGAUUUUUUGUAUAAUAAAAGAAAUGUAGUUCUUUUGGAGAUA
Bombus pyrosoma is the source of this 5004-nucleotide messenger RNA. RefSeq names its product histone-lysine N-methyltransferase EHMT1 (gene G9a). Lineage: Eukaryota; Metazoa; Arthropoda; Insecta; Hymenoptera; Apidae. Bases 367 to 4287 code for a protein of 1306 amino acids. The transcript has 11 exons. Gene Ontology annotation, cellular component: nucleus. The record is from RefSeq and is a predicted model, not a curated record. Gene Ontology annotation, molecular function: histone methyltransferase activity; protein-lysine N-methyltransferase activity; p53 binding.